AUGGGAAAUAAAGGUGGAAGUACUCUAGCAAAUAAAGCAUCAAGAUUUUUUCAAAAGAAUGAAGGAACACCUGGUCCAGGAACAUAUGAAGUAUUGCGUGCUAGUCAAUCAGCUACAACAACAGAACGCGAUAUUGUGAAGCUUGCGAGACAAAAUAUGCUCAAAUACACAAGAAAAUCGGUGGCUCCAUCCAUACCCGAUCCAAAAUUCGCCUACGGUUUUGAGGAGGAUGAUCGCGGUGCGUUGGUGCCUCAACAGCCACCUGUCAGAGAUGAAUCCAUGGGUCCAGCAUUUUACAAUCCUCCGAAUGCUAUGGAAAAUGAUGCAUCAAAAACGUAUCAUGGAAUACAUUUUAGUAAAUAUUCCAGUAAAAGAACAGAUUUCGCAGGGAAAACUGGUCCGGGACCUGGCGAGUAUGAUCCAAAUGACCCUGUCAAAUUAGAAAUUCAUCAUAUCAAUAUGAAAACAUGGGAUAAAAGACCGGAAUUGAAAAUCCCACGGUACCCGGAUAAUCUAUUGAAAUUAGCGGCAAAAGAGAGUAUACCAGGACCAGGUCGAUAUGAAAUUAAACGACAAUUAGACCCUGAAGCGCCAAAAGGAGACAUAAUUGGAUUAGAAUACGAACGACCACCAUUCGGAUCACAAACAAAACGUUUUGACAUGCCGCUGUCUGAUGUUCCCGGGCCAGCUACAUACUCUGAUAAAGUAUUAACGGCAUUCAAUUCUACAUUAUCCAAACCCACUAGUCUAAAACGUAAUCCAUUCAAUCAAACAUCAGUCAGAUUUGAUAAAGAUUAUAAAGCAAGAAGUGCACCAGGACCGGGACAAUAUCGUAUUGCUGGAUUUGCUGAUGAAAACUUGCGAAAAGCAGUCGUUGAAGGAGGCAAAAAACCUCCGUUUAACGUUGCAUCAAUGAGACGUUUUAAUUUAACCAAAAAAGAUGAAUUUUCUACACCAGGACCCGCCCAUUAUGAAAUCAAAACAAAGCCGUUUAAAUCAAAAAUAGAACAUCCGACAGCAAAUUUUGUAUCAUCGACUAAUCGUGAACCAGUGAUUGAGGACAUCCCUGGACCCACAGCGUAUGAUACAGCCAAAGCCUAUACAGCGUUAAUAUCACAUCAUCGUCGACCACCACGUUCAAAAAAUGCAAGAAAACGACAUACACAAUUUUUGGCUGCAUCAAAGCGAACAUUUCCAGGUGGAGAAGUUGAAGUACCAGGUCCUGGUGCUUACGAUGGUCUAGUAAAUGAACAUGUGAAAGGAUUUGCACCAAUGAGAGAUUCAAGAUUCAGAUAUAGCGUUCCAAAAUUACCCGGUCCUGCUGACUAUGAAUUAUCACCUCUCUUUCAAGAUACUGUAUUGCGUGGCACGUUUAAUGCCACCCUUAACAAUCCUAUUCUAGUUAAGUUGCAAACAAAAGCAAGUAAAGAAGAGGCUGCUGGUGGUAAUAGUAGCGUAAAAACUCAACCAAUGGGAGAGGUUACUGUUGGAGUGUAG
Molecule: messenger RNA, 1497 nt
Organism: Didymodactylos carnosus
Lineage: Eukaryota; Metazoa; Rotifera; Eurotatoria; Philodinida; Philodinidae
Source: the annotation of a GenBank genome assembly